Molecule: messenger RNA, 5465 nt
Organism: Mytilus trossulus (common blue mussel)
Lineage: Eukaryota; Metazoa; Mollusca; Bivalvia; Mytilida; Mytilidae
Exons: 23
Coding region: 236-3004 (922 amino acids)
Molecular function (GO): protein binding
Source: RefSeq, a predicted model, not a curated record
AAUAAGUCUAAAAUAUAUAUUUACGAUUACUUAGGAUUUUUAUAAGAAAUAUAAUAAUCAAAUAUUGUGUACCAAAUAAAGAUAUCAACGAACUAUAUUUUAGCAGGUGCUUGCGUAGGUUUUAGGUUGUGUACAUCGCUUGAGUGACGCGUCCUAAACAACAGCAAUGUGGGAAAUGUAAAAUUGUUAUAUUUUUACCAGGAUUUAUUUUUUCCUUUGGAUUACGUAAAUAAAAAUGUCGGACGCAGUUAUCAAAACUGUCGGAAGAAAACUAAAAUAUUAUUUUGAUGUGAAAAGAUUAGAAGAUGGAUUUGAUUUAUCUGGAGUACACAGUCCACAACUUGAUCAUCCCCCAUUAAAAUCUAGACCGACACUACAGUAUGAUGGACUACAUGACAGAGCACUCAAGCAUUACUUCAGCUUACCAGAAGUUAGAGUUAGACUUACAAAGAUGGAUUUGGGAGAAGAAUUUGCCAGAGAAGAGUAUGUAAAGGGAAAACUAAAGAAAACCAUGAUACGCUAUAAUUUUCUGCCUACAGCACAAGACGAGGAAGUUUUUCCUCGGAAAAAGCGUGUGAAGUCAGCUGGGCCUUCUACCUUACCUGAAUACUGUUACAUAGAUACAAAAGAUGGCAGAAGACUGAAGAAAGAAAUGAUAGAAUUUCAAUCCUGGUAUAAAGAUCAACAGAGAAAUAAACCUUUAAAGGGAGGAUGGCCUAUUUUGAGAAGUGUACCACCAAGAAACUUGUCAAAAGGAGAAGCUCAUCGACUUGUAAAUGCAGCUACCAAAAUUUUAAUAGCUACAGAAGCAGUAGAUGGUGUAAUGCCUCCAAAACCUAAAAAGAGACCUCAGUCAGCACCAAGUCCAUUUGAGACCAAUAAGUCUUUACCGAGUUCAGAACAGCAUGGCAAGAAGAAGUUACGUCCAACACCUGGAAAAUACACAUGGGACAUUCAUGGAAGGAGGCAUCGUAAUGUUAGAGUAAAGGGUAGAAGUCGUGAUGAUAGUGGUGACAGUGCUUACACUACAAGGACAAAUUCAAUGUCAUCAGAUUAUCAGAGAAGGAAAAUUGCAAGAGAUGAAUACAAGCCAAGACCCCCACCGCCAAAGGAAGAAAGGGAGGAUCAACGAAUAAAUGAUGUGUUUUUAACCCCUUCAGUUAAACCCCAUCAGAAAAGACGAAUUCAUAUCAUAAACAGGGAUGAACCUGUUGACGAUGAAGUACUGAGGAAUUAUGGAACACAGACUCAAGAUAAUGUUGGGGUACAAACAGAGAAAAGAUUAAUUGAAGAGUAUGAUCAGGAUGAGGAUGAGGUUAAACAGGGUGACUGGGGAGAGUAUCAAAUCUACGUCAAAACUGGUGAAAACAUUGGUGCUAGUACAAAGGCUGAUAUUAAACUUACUGUGUAUGGUGAUAAAGGAAGAUCUAAAGAAUUCUAUCUGGACAGAUCUAAACGACAUAAAAUUACAUUCCAGAAAGGGAAGGAAGAUCUAUUUAUGAAAGCUUUCCCACAUGUUGGUAAAUUAAAGAAAAUCAGAAUAGGACAUGAUAGAACUGAACUUAGUUAUGCAUGGUUUUUAGAGAGUGUAACAAUAUAUGAUAUGAGAGACAAGAGAGUAUAUGAUUUCCCAUGUAGUCAAUGGUUGUCAGGUCAGGACGGGGAUAGGAACACAUACAGGGUCUUACCAUUGACAAAUGAUAGAGCAUUUAUAGAAAAAUUUGAAGAGGAGAGUGAUUCUGAGGAUCAUAGAAGACGUCGUUCCAGCUCUUCGUCCUCAUCAUCUUCAUCUAGCGACUCAGAAGGGAAACUGGAUAAAAAUAAAAGUACUAAAGUUAGUAUAUUAGUGCGACGAAGUAGCAAAGCUAAAGAUGGAUCUGAGUCAGACUCUUCAACAUCUAGUAGCUCCAGUAGCUCAACUGAAACUAAUGAAAAUACCAAGAAAAAAAGCUUAGGGAGGCCACUCUCUCCUUUAAAGAAACCUGAAGAAGAUGACUUUUUCGAUACAAGGGGGCAAGGGCCUACAACUUUUACAUUCAAAGAGCGUGUUACAGAGGACAGGAAACGUGAUGAUUCUUCAACAACGGAUACCAGCACAACACCAAAACACGUAUCUGUAGAUACAUCAUCAGAAACUGAAAGUAAUUCAACAAAACCAGAACAAGAAUUCAUUCAUGGAUAUAAGGUUGGUCUAGAAGCUGUACAAGAGGAGGGAAGAAAGAAAAAGGAUGAAGAAAAUGAAGAUAGAAAGAAAGUGUUACGAGGUCCAACUAUCCAUAGUGCUGCAAAAAUUGGAAGUUUGAAACGGGUCCAAGAACUACUGCAAUAUUUUCCAGAAAUGAUUUCACAACGAGAUGAGAAGGGAAUGACUCCUUUACAUAUAGCAACAAAGCAUGGGCAGUUAGAAGUUGUGAAAUGGUUAGCAGUCAAUGGAUCCAGUUUGAAUGAGGAGACCCCUACAGGAUAUACACCAAUACACUUAGCUGCUAUGUCUGGCCAUGUUAAUUGUUUAAUGGUCCUGGCAGCUCUAGGUGCAGCAAUCACAUGUCGAUCAGCUGACAAGAAAACUCCCCUGUAUCUAGCAGCAAUGGAGGGACAUUUAGAGUGCGUUAAGUGGUUAAUUGCAAAUAGAGCCAGACUUGAUGUUAGAGAUGACAUGGGCCGUACACCACGACAGGUUGCUGAGGAAUAUCGGCACAAAGCAGUGGCAGAUUUCCUUAAAGCUUGUGAGGAUGAAAUGAAAGACCCUAACAGUGGAUUUGCUCAAAUGAGAACAAACGAUCAGAAUGAGAAUGGAAGUUCCAGUCCCAAAGAAACCAAGGACAUGUGGAAAGAUGAUGAGGACUCCUCCAAGUUGGCAGAUAGCUCGUCAGAAGAUGAAAAAUCACGCUCUAGUCAGAAAGAAUUAGAGGAAAAGAGAAAACUGUAUGAAGAACAACACAAUAAAAUGGAAAAGACCGGAGAAUCCUUUCUAGACAGUAUAAGAGAUGAAGUUGAAUCUUAAUUACUUUUAUAAUAGUUAUUCUCUGACAUUCUAUCAGGUUUUUGGUAAGAUGUUAUAAAGAAGAAAUGUUACGCUUUUUAAUACUUUAGUAGACAAGCUUGCCAAACAUGUUUGACAAAAUUUAUUGGAAUAUUAUUGUUAUGGUAUAUUGUUAAACUUUAUUUUCUGACUUGAUAUGAUUGUUGAAUAGUGUGUAGCUGCUACUGCCAGUAUGUUGAUAAGUUAUAUGUUACAUGAGUCCGUCCAUCAUACUAUUUGUUAACCAGGAGCAGAUUAUAGGGAGGUCAUAUAGCGUCCGGUAGAUUGGGAUAUUGUUUUUGUUUUGUAAAAUCCAUGUAAAAAAUGCCUAGAACUAUUAAUACAUUUAAUAUACGACUACUUAUAGACGUUUUACAUAAUCACAACUAAAGCAUGAAUUUUAUCAGGGUCUUUAUAUAAUUGUGUAUAAAAAGAAUUAAAUUGUGACAAAUGCAAAAGAACUAAAACUUUAAAAACGCAUAAAUUAUAUUACUCGUUAAAAUAAUGGAAAAUAAUUGGAAAAGCGUUAAGAAAUUUAUAAUUUUGUAAAUUUUUUAUUUUAAAACUUAUGAAAUCUUUUCUGUCUUAAUUUAACUUUUUAAUAUACACCUAAUAUGAUAAAACUGUUUGAUCUUUAGAAAUAUUUUUAUAAUGAAGUUUUCAACUCAUGUUUUGGGCAAAAUAUGCAGAAGAUUUUAAUGCAUUAUGAGAUAUUUUGAUGAACGAAGCAUUUUUAGUAUUAAUAUUGUACCAUAUUUUAACAAUCUACACAAAGUUUUAUGUUAACCUUCUAUAAUCAAUUUACUACCCAUUCACAUUUCAUUUCCAUUCUUUGUUUUUAAUAUUAAGAUGAACCAAAGAAACUGUCCAUUGUUUGUUAUUCAAGGGAGAUAACUAUCACUUUUGAAGAACUAUUUUUUAUGCCAGGGGAGAUAAUUAUCUUAUUUGAACAAUUUGUUUGGUAUUCAGGGGAGAUCACUAAAUCAUUGAAGUACCAUUUGCUUGGAACAAGGAGAUAAAUAUCUCAAUUGAAAUACCAUUUGUUUGUGCUCAAGGAUAUGAGGCCAAAAUAAAUUUUAUUGCUAGAUGUAUUGCAACCAGACUUAAAGUAGACAUUACACUGUAUAUAUCAGCACUCAAUCAUUAUUAUCUAGUAAGAAUUUAAGGUGGCCUUAAAGCAAAUCUGUGAUAUAAGUAAUUACAUUAGUAUUUAUGAUUGAUUUUAUUGAGUACUGAGUAUAAAAUGUAAACGAUAAAAUAAGUAUAUAGCUGGAAAUAAAAAGAAAGUGAAUUUUUACCUUUUUGUCUGAAUUUCAUUUGUGUUUGUUUGUACAAUGUAUAAAUUAUGUACAAAAAAGUUUUUUUAGGGAAAGGGUUAGACAUUUUGGUGAGGGAAAAGUGCAAAUUAAAUAAUUCUGAACUAGCAUUUAUUUAUUUGUGUCAAUAUUAAUUCAUAGUACAUGUACUUCAUUUUAUUUGAGGUUAUGCUGUGACCUAUAUUGUUGGUGAUAAAACAGUAUAUUUGGUUUAUUAUAACACAUUACAAGCUUUUUAGAAUUAAAAAUAUCACAUAAUUUACACAGUGUAUUAUUAUAUGAUACCAAAAUAUAGUUUUUCUUAUAGAAAGUAAAAUAAAGGGGAUAAAAUCAUUUCAUUUGAAUCAUCAGUAAAUAAGUAGAACAUACUCUGUUGUUAAGAAGUGAAUAUAUUAAUGGAUUAAUGAAUUUGUGUGUUGUUGUUAGUAUGAAGAACACUUCAAUUGUUGCAGAAUGUGAAAACGUAUAUUGCACUAUAUAUGUGUAAUAUAACAACCUUGCAACCAUAUAAAAGAGUUUUUAAUUAGAGUGUUCUUUGUGGAAAUUUUAGUUGAAUUAGAAACAAUAAAGCUAAUGAAAAUAUAAAGAAGUGAAUUGUGUUUUAUAGCAACUAAAUCUACUGAAUUUUAGACAGUGAUAUGUUUAUCCGAGUUUUCUUUUUAAAGAUUUGUUUUUGCUAUAUUUUUUAUAGAGUACACUGUUAAAAUAUUGAUUUUGCUAUUUUUUUAUUAACCAUUUUUGAAUUUAAGAUAGUUUUAAGCUUCUCUGAAAUAUAUCAAAUUUAUAUCAAUACAGACAUUCCUAUCUGCAGUCAAAACUAUUAAUGUACAAUUGUUCAAUUGCUAAACAAAUCGUGUAUUACAUACAUGUACACAUUUGUUUGCUGAACAAAUCGUGUACUACAUACAUGUACACAUUUGUUUACUUUAUCUCCUGAAUGUUUCAGCAUCACAUGAGAUUGAAGUUUCAGUCUACGUUCUUUUUUUAGCUCUACAUUUUUUGUAUUAUGUUAUUUAUUAAUUAUUCCAGCUAUUCUUUCGUCUGUAGUUGAGACAUGUUAACUGUGAUAUGAUUUCAUCGUAGAUAUUGUUCUAAAAAAAGAGAAUCUGAAUAAAAAAGAAAAUUCA